Molecule: messenger RNA, 2670 nt
Organism: Exserohilum turcica Et28A
Lineage: Eukaryota; Fungi; Ascomycota; Dothideomycetes; Pleosporales; Pleosporaceae
Exons: 2
Coding region: 1-2322 (773 amino acids)
Molecular function (GO): protein binding
Source: RefSeq, a predicted model, not a curated record
AUGAGUUUUGGUAUUAGCAUCGCCGACAUCAUCAAGCUCUGCGAUUUAGCAGGGAAAGUGUACAAGAACUGCCGCGACUGUCCGGGCGACUACAAGACGCUGAGUAGCGAAGCGCGCAGUCUGACCAACCUGCUCGAAGACAUCCACGACAAGUACGCCAAGAUACCGCGGGCAAAGCAGCAGCAGCUGGUAGAUGCGUGUGCGCCGUGCGUGGAGCUGCUGCAGGAACUCGAUGCGCUGUUGCGGCAUUACAACGGGCUGGAUACAAAGAGCAAGCGGGUGUGGGACCGCGUUAAACAUGAUCCGCAGCGGUUGCGCCAGCUGCGCGAGCGCCUGGUUGCGAGCGUAGCGCUGCUGAAUGCGUUUUACACGUCGUUGAUGCAUGAUGGCCAGGUUCGCAUUCUCGAGGCGCUGGAGCGACUGGAGAGGGAUUAUAGAGGCGGGCAUAGGGAAGAGAGCAUUGCGUCGAUUGGACGGCUUACUUCGGUUACUGUACUGGAAGAUGAUGGUGACGACGACGAGACGGACGAUGAGGCGUGGCGCCAGAUUCUCCGUGACUUGGAAGAUGUAGGCGUCACGCAGCAGCAGGCGCUCUGCUACCGCCAUGUCAUUGUAGAUUGGCUCGUUGCAGCCGUGAAUGAAGGGAGGCUCCUCGAGGAACGACCCCAGCACGAUGCUUUCUCCUCGGCCUCGCAGGAUCUCGGGGUUGUCCUUGCGGAAUCCGAGGUUAGACAGCCGUCGAAUUAUCUGGAAGUACCCAGGAUUGUUUCGCCAGCCCCGUCUCAAACACAGCUGUCGAUACGCAGUUUGCCGACCUCGCGGGCCCAGUCCUUGAAGUCUGUGUCUGUUACGUCACUGCGUGCGGAUUCAGAUGCUGCUUCGUUGUAUGCUGAGCCGCAGCGUUCUCUGGUGACCAGCCAUUCUGUUAGUUCACAUGGCGAUGCUAUUCCGAGCGUACCGGUUCCUCGUACCCACAGUGUGGUGCAAACUGUGGCUGGGAAAGACACUACACUGAUUACGUCGCCAGCUGCUCCUGUUGAACCGGACAUGGACGCACCUCCGUCGUAUUUCGAGCAAGAAGAUUCAAUCACGAUAGAUCUAAACUGGACGGCCCAGCAAGCAGUAGCAGCAUGGGCUCGGCAUGAUUUCACCGCAGCGGCAAGACUCCUCGAGGACCAGUUAGCGGCUGUUGAGCGUGGCCAGCGAUGCACCUCAGGGACACAGCCCGACCGCCGGAUCCUCAAGCACCUCCUCGGCGUGUGCGCGUCACUUACGGGGGACUUCGCAAAAGCGAAGAGUCUCUUCGAGAAAGUCUUCAACGGCGUCUUUCUCAACCAGCAGAACCUCGACGAGGGCGACAUUGCGGCCGCGCGAUGGCUCGGCGACGUGUGCCUGCACAACCAAGAACACGCCAACGCCAUUCUAGCCUACAGCGCGGCGUACGAAGGAUCGCGUGCUCGCUUUGGCGUCAUGAGCGACCGCACCCGCCGUGUUGCACUCGAGAUCAAGCUACUGGACCACUGGCUCUCGGUCUUCCAGCGCAUCGAAGGCACCCUCGGCCACAACGUCGAUCCGACGACCAUCUUCCCCUCGGCCAACGUCAUCGCAAAACACAAACUCCUCGACAACGUGCGCAAGGCCAUCUACACUGACCCCGAAUAUGCGGAUUCCACUCCGCCCUCGAUCCCGCCGUGGGUGCGGCCCAGCUUCGAGAUCGCGCCGCGCCCCCGCUACGACUUUAAGCUGUCAGAAGGCUUUCUGCUCAGCCCCCUCAUCUCCCUGAGUACAUGGCCGAUACCGUGGGAUCCGCUGUUUAGCCCCAUGGACGCCGUCCAGCUGGAUCGCUACAUGAGCAGCUCGCGCGUGGGGAGCACGCAAACCACACUCGGCAAUGUAUGGCCACUGUGCGACCGCCCGCUACCGACCAACUCGCUCGGCGAAUCCAAGAAACUGCACUUUCUGACUCGGAGAGGCAGAAAGUGGCUGAUCGGUGCCGUGGAAAGGGGACUUGCUGAUGUGGGAAUCGAGCAUGCGGCACAUUGCUUCGAGCCGGCCAUUGUGUGUCGCCUCAAGCAGCAGCAGCAAGGCGUUGUGUUCGCUGAGGGCGUCGAGAUACGUUUCAGCAAGCUGCCAUUUCGAGACGUGUAUGGAAUCAAAGUCUCGGGCGUGAGGUGGGCUACUCGAAGGGUGCGCUCGUUGGCGGCGGCGGCGACCAAGACGACAACGCGAGACGGAGCACGGCAUGCACAGGACACAUCAAGUUUUCGCGAAAUUGUAAAAGGCAUCCUGGAGAGGGCGGAGGCGGAGGCAGGCCGCAAAUGAUGAUGGGAUACUCGUUUUUUUUUCUUUUUUCUCGGUUCUCCUUUGGAUGCAGAAUACCCUGUUAUUGGCAUCUGGGUACUGUAGGUAGAGGCCUUUUUCUGCUUCUCCUACACGAGACACAGCAAUUUGCCCAAGAUGCUUCUUUUUCUUUUCGCAAUCUCACCACGACACGGUUUCGGAACUGUAUCCAUGGCGCGCAGUCUAGGCCUUUUUUUGCCCACAGCCAGGAAGGGGCCUGUGGAUUCGCAAGAGCAACAAUACGAUUCUUAUUGUUGCCAGCAUUUACCUACCUGCACACAUACAUUGCGGCACGGCGCGGGGGAGACCGGAAGGCUGGGUAUUCGGAAC